GUUGUCGCAGACCACGACGCGUAACUGCCGCGAUUUAUACAAACAUACGGUUUUGCUUAAGCAGCGGCCAUCAGUUGCUCGUCACAUGUUCGACACUCAAGUAGAGACCACCUCAAGUAACGGGAAUUGUGCAGAAAAUUGGAUCAACGAUCAGUUCUGUGACCAACCGACAAUUGAAAGUGGAGACUGAGAUUUAUUGAAAGUCGAAAAUCGAACCGAAACAAAUCGAAAGCCAGCCGCAACUUGUCCUGCUCUCGCACGUAAUUACAAGAAGCAGAAGCAGAAGCAUUCAGAUCGUUACGUACUUUUGCUAGCGCCAUCUGGCUUCCGAUUAUCAUUCGCGCGUUAUUUCGGCUCUCCUCGUCCUUGUUGUGGCCGUGGCGCAAGUGCCCUCUCUCGCUCGCACCGUCGCUGUCGUCUACGUGUUUCGAAGAAAGCAAGUUUAAAGCAAAUAGCGUAUACCAAAGACAUUGAAUCGCGUUCGGCAUCUUGUGAAUUCGGAAAAUAACAGUUAAAGCACGACUAGCCGCCCCAGUUUACCAGCAAGGAAUAGGGCAAACGUUUCGAACAGAGGACGCAGUGAAAAAAAAAGAGUGUAUGCACAAAAUAAAACAUCAGUCAGAGCCAGCGAAAAACAAGCAACAAUAACAUUAACAAAACCAACAACAACAACAACAACAGGCAACAGCAACAACAACAGCAACAACAACAAGGCGCAAUUUAAUGAAUUUUGUGAUUAUAAAUAUUUCAAAGGUACAACAAAAGCUCAUUUAAUAAAAAAUCGCGGCAUCGAGCACAACGCCAAACGGCAAAACCCACAAAAAUCAAAUUAAAACAAAAACAAAACGACAAAAAAAGAAAACAACAACGAAAUAAUUCAAAAAAGCAAGAAAAACAAACGCACAACAACAACAACAACAACAAACGUGGCAAUAACUAAAACAGAAAGCUUUCGCAAGUUAGCAGCAGCAGCAAAAACAACAACAACAACAGCAACAACAAGCAGAGCCCGUGAGAGUGCAAGUGAAUAUAACAGUGUUCGUGCGUGCGUGUAUGUUUGUAUGUGUGUGUGCUCAAGUGUUGUGAGUGAGCGUGCCAAACAGAGAGAGAGAGAGAGGGAGCCAGAGAGAGAUCGAGUGAGCGCGUGAGCGUAAGCGAGAGCGUGCCAAAGCAGAGGCGUCAAUAAGCAGCAACCGUUAAGCGAAACAACGGCCAAAGCCAAUUGCGCAUAGAACAAGCACAGAAGCACAUUCGUAAGCGCAGAGAAGCCGAAAUAAAAUAACUCACGAAAAUACACAACAAAAAGACAAAAAAAAAAAAUAACAGAAAUUAACAAAAAUUUCAAUCGAAACACAAGAGAAAAAAAGGCAAACAAUCAAAAACGGCUGGAAAAGUUUUAAGUGUGACGACAACGUUACCGUUGUGAAAAUGGUAAACAAGGCCCAAGGAAAACAGGCGAAGGCAGACAAGGACAAACAAGCUACGCAGCAACAGGAGAAGUCGCAGCAGCAGCAGCAACAGCAGCAACAGCAGCCGCUACAGGUGCUACCAGGUAACAAAAACAAUGGCAGCGGCAGCAGCAACAACAAUCAAAUGAAAACAAACGAGAAGAACAAAAAUGGAAACAACAAGUGUAACAACAACAAUGCAGCGCGUGCCAAGUCUGGCAGCAACAAAGCACAACAGCAACAACAACAGCAACAGCAGCAGCAGCGCAGCAGCAAAAAGGCGCGUCCGCAGCGGCAGCAGCUCUUCUUUCAGCCGCUGACGCGCAGCAGCAACAGCCAGCAGCAGCUGCUGCUGCAGCGCUCAACAUGCUCAACACAAGAUGCAGCCAGCAACAGCAGCAGCAGCAAUAAAAACAGCAACGCGACAACAACAGCAACAGCAACAACAACAGCAACAUUAACAGCCGCCGUUAGCAAAGUAAGUCCCGCCGAUAUGUUAACAGCCGCCUUGGCCGUGCCCUGCGCCAAGUGCUCAAAGCCCGCCAUGCUGCCCGCCGGCCUGCUGCCCUCGUCUGGCUCCAGCAGCAGCAGCGCCAGCUCGGAGGCCAGCAGCAGCAGCUACAGCAGCAUUAGCAGCGGCAGCAGCAGCAGCAGCAGCAGUAGCAGCAGCAGCAGCGGCAGCAGCAGCAGAAGCAGCGAUCCGCGGCAGCAGCAACAGUCGCAGCAACUGGAGGCAGCCAUCAUUUAUCCGGGCAAACAGUAUCGCAAAUCGAAAUCCUAUUUGGGCGUCUCCCAAUACGCAACCAAAGCAACAGCUGGCAACAACAACAGCAACGGCAGUAGCAACAACAGCAGCAACAUACCGUAUAGACGCUCGCAGAGCGAUCGCCGCAAUUCGUUCGAUCGCACCUUUGCGGAGCGUAAUCGCGACUUUGUGCCCAUCGUCCAGCCAUUGCGUCCCGUUCUCUCCUCAUCGAACAUUGCGGGCGUCAUAGCCAGCGCCAGCGCCAGCAAGUUGACCAUCAUCGAGCGUUUCGGCAAGGGACGCGUCGCCUAUCCCAUUAUGCAGUGCGGGACACUAGACGGAGCCGCCGAACCGUUAUUUCAUCAGCAGCGCAACAACAGAAUGGACGUCUAUCAGAUCGAUGAUGGUUUCCACUCGGAUGGCGGUACCGAGACACCGCCGCCGUCUCCCAGUUCGGGCUCCUCGAUAGCCUCGACCUCGGACCACGGCUCGCUGGAGAGCGUUGAUACAGGGGGAACACAACGGCUGGCGGUGCUAUCGUUCGAGCAGGUGCGCAAGCUGCACAGCGUCAUGGACGAGAAGGUGGCCAUACAUGGACGCGGCAAUUUUCCAACACUGGAGGUAACGCUCAAGGAUCUGGUGAAUCUGGUGCGUCGCAAGUUGGAGGCAGACGUGAACACCGGCGGUGCCGGUGUCCUAGUUAAGGAUAUACGACUAAAUGGCGGCGCAGCUAGUCAUGUGCUGGCCAGCGAGGAUCAGCCGUACAAUGAUCUGGACCUGAUCUUUGCCAUCGAGCUGAGCUCACCGCGCGUCUUCGAUCGGGUCAAGACCGCCGUGCUGAACACGCUGCUCGACCUGAUGCCCGAGGGCGUCUGCAAGCGCCGCAUCUACACGGGCAGCCUCAAGGAGGCCUAUGUCGGCAAAAUGGUCAAGGUUAACAAUAACAACGAUGGCGAUCGCUGGUCCCUCAUCUCGCUGGGCAAUUCGCCCGGCCACAAGAAUGUCGAGCUCAAAUUUGUGGACACAAUGCGGCGUCAAUUCGAAUUCUCCGUCGAUUCAUUCCAAAUUGUGUUGGACUCGUUGCUGUUGUUUUACGAUUGCGCCGCCUUGCCCAUAUCGGAGAAUUUCUAUCCGACCGUCGUUGGCGAAUCGGUCUACGGCGAUUUCCAGGAGGCAUUGUAUCAUUUGCAAAAGAAACUGAUCUCAACGCGCCAGCCGGAGGAGAUACGCGGCGGUGGUCUAUUAAAAUAUUGUAAUCUAUUGGUGCGCAACUAUACGGCCGUCGAUUCACAAUUGAUCAAGACUCUGGAGCGUUACAUGUGCUCACGUUUCUUCAUAGACUUUCCCGACAUAAGCACACAGACAACCAAGCUGGAGGCCUAUUUGCGCAAUCAUUUCUGGGGCAUUGAGGAGGAGCCGCUGCAAUAUGAGUAUCUCAUGUAUUUAUAUAACGUUGUCGAAAUGUCCACAGUCUGUCUGAUGGGACACGAGCGCCGCCAGACGCUGCUGCUCAUUCACACGCUGGCCCAGCAGGUCAAGCAGGCACAGGAGCAACAGUAUCAUCAUCAGCAGCAACAGCAGCAGCAGCAGCAGCAGCAACAGCAACAUCAUCACCAGCAGCAGCAACAUCAUCAUCACCAGCAGCAGCAGCAACAACAUCACCAUCACCAUCAUCAACAGCAACAACAUGCCGCAUACCUGCAGCAGCAGCAGCAGCAGCAACAGCAGCAACAGCAGCAGCAGCAGAUGGAGCCGCAGCCGGCGCAAUCGCCGCCCGUCUUGGCGCUGGUCUCGACAACGCCGUCGCAGCAGACACCGCAAACGCAAACGAUCUAUGUGCAACAGGCAGCGCCGGCCAGUGCCACAAUUUGCUGCAGCAACACAACAGCAGCAGCAGCAGCAGCAGCGGCGGCAGCAGCAGCAGCGGCAGCAUCGCCAGCGGCAACGGCAGCGAACACAACAGCAACUGUUGCUGUUGAUGCACAGGUGGCCCAGCCGCAGACCAUACAGAUACAGGCGGGUCCGCCGGGCUUGAUCUAUGCCAAUGGCGUUUACUAUGCACCUGUGAUACCCAGCACCAUUUGCACCUGCAAUUCCACCUGGCUGAGCACGUGAUUGGAGCAGCAACAGCAACAGCCACAGCCAACGCAGCAGCAGCAACAACAACAUCAACAACAACAACAGCAACAGCAGCAGCAGCAACAACUACAACAACAACCACAACAGCAACACUUUAACAAUAUAAACAGCAAGAAGAAGAUUAGCAGAGCGCAGGAUGAGAAUGUGGCAGCCACGGGCAGCUUGGUGGUGCUGCAGCAGCAGAUCAACAAUUUGCCAGUCUACAAACUGAACCAGCAGCAGCAGCAGCAAGAACAGUCACGGGCGAAGCAACAGCAGCAGCAGCAACAACAGCAGCAGCAUCAGCAACAACAGCAACAGCAGCAACAGUUGCUGUUGGGCACCUACAGCGGGCAAUUUGCAUAUUUCUAUCCGCACGAUGGUUCGGCGCCCAGUUUGCUGCUGCUCGGCGAGGAUUCAUACUUAAAUGUGACAUUGGCGCAACAACAACAACUACAACAAAUACAACAACAACAAUAUAUCUAAAAGAAAAACUUACAGAAAGAAAAACAAAAAAAAAAGCCCGGGCUAACUGCAAGACACGAGCCUUUAGUUGUACAAACCUGUCAUUUAUAUAUAUAUCUAUAUAUAUAUAUAUAUAUAUACACACACAUAUAUACAUAUAUAUAUAUAUAUAUCCUGUUGUUCCUUUUUCUAUACAUUUUUGUACGCACGCUAAAGACUCGACAGAACAGAACUCACCGUCUCUCUCUCUCUCUCUCUCUCCCCCUCUCUCACCUGAAAAACAAAACCACAAUUGUUGCUGCAAAAUGUUGAGCAUGAUGUUAAUGAUGUAGCUAAACACACACACACACACACACACACACUAACACACAACAUACACACAACACACACAAUACACUACGCCAAGUUUCAACUAAUUUGACUGAAGAGCCGCUGUUUGGGGCGGGCGCCGGGAGCAAGGAGCAAGGAGCAAGGAGCAAGUCGCGAUGGCCAAAAAAUAAUAAAACAAAAUAAUGAGAAUGGGGGCCAACAAGAAAAGAAAGUGAAUACGGAAGAGAAAGAUGUCGCAGCCAAUUCACUUUUGCCUAUAAACCAGGACAAAUCAACACCAACACCAACACACGCACACACAUCAACACACACACACACACACACACAACGAUAUGACAAACAAAAAAUAAUAGCCAGAUAAUAUUUUUUUUUUAAAAUUUUUUUUCUUUAUGCGUCGCUUCAAAAAAAUUUUCUUGUAUCGCAAAAAACCAACCUCAAAAGAACUCUACUUGUAUACGAAAACACACACACACUCCCACACACACACUCCCGCACACACACUCCCACACGCCCACAUGUAAUUCUUAUCAAUUUUGCUCUUAACUUCAAUUU
This is a messenger RNA of Drosophila virilis, 5658 nucleotides long. NCBI's taxonomy places the organism in Eukaryota, Metazoa, Arthropoda, Insecta, Diptera, Drosophilidae. The record is from RefSeq and is a predicted model, not a curated record.